Messenger RNA from Dermacentor albipictus, 7906 nucleotides. RefSeq names its product lysoplasmalogenase TMEM86A. The record is from RefSeq and is a predicted model, not a curated record. Gene Ontology annotation, molecular function: hydrolase activity. NCBI's taxonomy places the organism in Eukaryota, Metazoa, Arthropoda, Arachnida, Ixodida, Ixodidae. Gene Ontology annotation, cellular component: membrane.
GCGCGCACUUCGCAACGAGCAGCAGCAGACAUCGUCAUGGGGCCUAGCGCGCAUCGGCGGGUGCCGCUGUUCAGCUGGGAAUGAAAUACCCGAUACUGCAGCUGGAGGCACGCUAAGUUGUGCAGGACCGUUGUCACUGUUCCUCGAACAGAUGAUGCUCGGCUCUCCAACGCUGCUGUUGCAUGCGCCGCAACACAACUCGUGAUCGCCAGCGCAGUUUCUCUUCGGGACAGACUUUUCCGGUCAACGGCGGCGCGAUGAUGUCUACCGACGAGGGCAUCGAUGACGAGCUCUCCGACUACUGGACCAGUCCUAAAGUUGUGGUGAAAUGUGUGGGUCCCAAGCUGGUGCCAUUCCUGAAGACAGUUGCCCUUUACUUCGUGGUGGCCAUUUCGUGGCAGCCAUCCUGGCUGGGCUGCCUGCUCAAGUGCCUUCCAGUCGCCUUCCUCAUGGUGUUCGUUGUUCUGCAUGGCAUCUCACUGGGCGAUGCACGCCACUGCUACUCACGCCGUGUGCUCUUUGGCCUUGGCCUCUCGUGCCUUGGCGACGCGCUGCUUGUCUGGCCGUGGGGGUUCCUCCCAGGAAUGGGUGCCUUUGGAGCAGCACAUCUGUUCUAUAUUGCGGCCUUUGGCACGCAUCCGCUCAACCCGUGGGCCGGUGCUGUCUGCCUUGCCUGCGUUGCUGCUGCUGGCACUUUGUUGCUACCAAACCUUAAUGGUGUGUACCUCUUCGCUGUGCCCCUGUACGGCUUUGUGCUCAUGGUCAUGGUGUGGCGUGGCGUCUCGCGGGUGCGAUUCUUCGAUGACCUCUGGACUUGGACCAAGCUGUGCUCUUGCUUUGGCGGCAUCCUCUUUGCUGCCUCCGACCUGCUCAUUGCACUCAACCUCUUCUACCUGAGUGCUCCGCCUAGCUACAUCCAGCAUGUCAUUAUGCUCUCGUACUACGCAGCACAACUUGGGAUAGCACUGUCAGUUGUCGACUGCCGCACUAUGGCAGCCAUUAGUGCUGCAAACGAGCAGCCAGCACCCUGCCGCAAUGGUAGCUCCUGCUCCACAAAUGCUGCAGCGUCUGCUACACACGUGCCAAGUACAUCUAAGACAAGGCUAGAAUAGACCACGCCCACUGAGAGAGAUGGACACUGCGGCAAACCAUAUCGUUAGAGGGCCGCACGCAUUCUUUUCGAUGAACAAAACCUGUUGCAUGUUUCCUUGACAUGUGGAGUGUCACCUAGAGCACCAUAAAUGUUAAGUCGUUGCCUGCAGCUGCCAGAUGCCUUCCAGAAUGAGCUCUUUCACAUUGCAGAGCAUGUACAAGGCACAGCAAAGGAAUUUAUUGUGCUCAUAGUACUGUGUUGCAGACAUUCCUUCUGUGAACAAAACUGCGUGCAUGCCUGGUUGCUGAACAGAGGCUAUAGCUGUUGCCUGCCAUACAUCCACUCGUUUUCUGCAAGAAUGCACUGUGCCUGCGAUAUGAAACAGCUGGCAUCGUCAUUUAUGUGCAUCCUGGACUCUGCACAUGUUGAAGCGACAUAUUAUUGAUUGAGGAGCCACCUACCUGGUCUGCAUCCGUCAACUGGGUGCGUGUGCCAAUUAUGGUCUGGCAUGGAUGGCAGCUGUGGUAUGGAAGCUUUGCAUUGAACGAAAAGCUGCCUAAACCAGUAAGACUGUCUCUGCGGGUCAAGGUGCAACAGAGCUACCAGCCAAUUUUGGCUGCAUUGCAAUGAGUGUGUGCAAUGGUGCGUCACUAUACAUUGUCAUUCUCACACAGGCACUUUUCCUCUGGGCAGGUAGAAGUUUCCUGCACUGCUAUGCUGCCGUCGUCUUGGAAUGUAGGAUUUUUUAGGUCAGGUGUACAGCAUAUUAAUAUGUACAACAGUGCAUCAUAUACUUGUGCAUGCUUUCAGUGUUUCCGCCUAGUUAGAUAUAUUACCUAAGGUCUUACAACAGACUCUGGGACACUUCAUCCCAACCUUGACAACUCACAAGCACAGCUGAAAUCUGGUGGUGAUGUUUGUCAUGUUUCACACUUGACCUACGAAUUUUCCUUGGUCAGUAUUAUUGUGGUGAGAGAAGGGAGAGAGCUGGCUUUCUCUACUUCCAAGAAGUCUGCACAACCUUACUCAGAUUCUGUAGCCGUCCCACACAGUAUCAGUGUAAAGAAACUCAAGUCCAACUAAGUUAAACGAAACUUUGUAGUGACUAUUUUUGUUCACAUUUUACGUGCAUUCUUAUUAUCACUUGUUUUAUGAAAUUUUGUGAUGCAUCUCAGAAUUAGGCCAGAGGUUGUAUCUUGUAAUGAUUCCUUUUGUACUGUUUGUGACCUUUGUCAUUUCCUGAAUCAAAACGACAACAUUGCUAUUGCCAAAAUUGGCCGCUCAGCCGGACGAAUGAUGACAAAAUAGCAUCAGAGUAGAAGGAUCCUUACAAAAUAGAGCCCGGGGCCCUGAAACACUUUCCCAACUAGUCAUGGAAUGAUCUUAGAAUGGUAUUAAAGGGCGCCAUCUUGUGAAUCUCAUGCCCCCCAAAUUUUUAGGAUCCUUCGAGUAUAACCGAGGUUAUUGCACCGAUGCGCAGCUUUCUUUUUCUUUUCAUCUCCACUCUCUGCUAGUACUGGAGGCUACACAGGGGAGAAGCCAAGAGCGCAAAGCCCCGCCUAGAAGUUGAAUGCCUCGGCGAGUAGAGUGCUCGUCAUGACACCCUGCGGUGGCUGCGAUAGACUACGCACGCCACUGCUAUCUCGGAGGCCAUGCUUUGCAGACGCCGUGUGUAGACCAACAGUGCAAAGAUGAAAUUAUUCUUCUGUCCUUUUGAGGCCGUAGGCACAUAUAUGUUUCAUUUAUUUAACUUGAAAUUUGCAAUCGUAGUAUUAAUGAUAAUAUUCUUGCGAUCACAAAAUCAGCCAAUAGCUGUUCACGAGUCCAGCUGCUUGCGAUGCUGCUGCGCGACGACAUUGCGGAAGCAAGGGCAAGUGAUUUUUCACUCUUGUUGACACGAUAUUGUCAAUUCCCUGCUGCAUGCCGUGCAAUAAUAUUUGGCAUGUUCAAAGGAGCCUCUUCUGCAGGUUGCCAACGUUUCCUUGCUACGUUCAAAAAGUGUUUCAGUGUCCUUUUAACGAAGGUUUGGUAGAUUCAUGGAAAAGUUUGCUGGUCUAUGUAGGUAUGUAAAUAAAAUAUGUACUGGAAUGUGUGCAGUGGUUAGUAUCAUUUUUCAUCUUUGCCUAAAAAAAACUCUUGCUGUUUUUCAAAUGUCAGAUUCUUAUAUUUGGUCAUGGUGUGACAGUAUACUUUACACGCAUGCACAGAACUUUCUGAGCACAUUUUCUUUAGGUUAGUAUAGGUUAUGGAUGAGCACUGUUUUAUUUAACACAACCAUUGUGGGUAGGUGUGUUCACCAAUACAGAAUUCAAUUGCUGGCUGCCGAUUUGGUGAAGCUGAUACUGUAAUGCACAUGUCUUGAUUUGUACGGCCAUUUUAAUAAGGGUGUUAUGUCGGUUGAUGCUGUUUGCCAGAUGUAAUUAAGACACAGCCACAGUUUGCAAUGGCGUAUUCUAUAGCUUAAUGUAUGGCACUUAACAUGCCAAGUUGGGAAAGGAGAGUGGGUGCAUUGUGGCCAUGUGGUUAACUUCCACUAAUUCAGCACUCGCAAGGCAUGUAAUAUUAAUUUACAUUGCCUGACACUCAAAUUGCUGCAUUUAUAUGAAUACGUUGCUUGUUGUAAUUCUCAGAUUAAAAAUUACCUGUUUCCAUGUGCACCAAAGAUUCUUACCGAAAUUGCUGGAUGCAACUCUGGUGCUACGAUUGUCAGCUACCAUGGGAAUGAUUAGUACACAGAUCUGUCUAGUCUUUAUGCUUGUGCCUUCAUAUGUUCCUAUGGCUCUAUUUACUGCGUUUUAUCUGCACCUUCAUUGCAUAAAUUUCAAGGAAAUCCUGUUUCUGUUAGCGCGGCAGGCACUCGGACUCUACGCACAUGUGUAAUUAUUGUGAAAUUUUGUAUUUAUACUGCAGUACUUUGUUGAAAGUGAUCAGUUUCCAAAGUCUCAAAUUUGAAGCUAGAAGAACAAAGUUUAGGGCAAGUCCAUGUGUGCUAACCAUGCUGGCUGAGCCGCCACGCUUGCAGCUCCCAUGACAGUAGCGCCAGGACUACUUCUGGUGACUUUUGUAGGAAACUCUAAUGUCUGUUACAAUGGCUGUGGCUUCCCCCUGAUGCGUAUUAGGUCACAGGUUCGAACCUCAGCCAUGGCAAGUGCAUUCCGAUUCCGGAAUGUAAAAACACUCGUAGAACUCUGCAAUGUGGUAAAACAUUAAUCUCAACCCUUCCACUAUGGUGUCCCUCAUAACCCCAUUGUUAUUUUAGGUAUGUCAAACCCCAUUAACCACUAUACUGAUCAACCAAUGUAAAAAUGCAACAUGUGCAAUACUGUUUUUUUUAUUAUUCAAACAGAUUUUGGUAAGAAAUUGCAUGCUAAAAUUUUUUUUAGAGAUUUUGGGGACAGAUAUCUUUGUAAGCGAUGCUACUUUUACCAAUUUCUUCAAAGCAGGAAGGACUUCACUCCUGCUUGGCUUUAAUUUGCAAUUUCAACAUUUGUCCUAAAAUGAAUUUAAAGUAAAAGGAAUUUAAAGUUAACUUAAAAUGCAUUUAAAAUUUAAUAGGAAUUUAAAGUAAGAUUUAGCCACCAGGACAUUGCAAUUUCUCAAGCUGCUAACUUAAGCUUCUCCCAGAAAUUCACCUGCAGAAGCAAAACAGCACUAUCUUUGAUAGGCCGUCUUUUUGUAUCUGCUUGAAAAAAAAUCUGGUGGUGUCUAGUUAACUAAGCUUAUGAACUUAACACAAUAUCUUCCUUCCUACACACUGCAUUUUACCACAGAACAGAGAAAAAUGAGCAUUGAUAAUAAAUGUAGUGUGGCGAAAACUAGAAUCUGUUUGUUUUUGUAUGUGUAUUGAAAGGGUUGGAACUUUUUGGGGGCACUAUUGGCGUUCCCUGUAGGAGAAAGUGUAGAGAUGAAGGGGGACUGGGGAAUGGCAUGACCUUGAAGCUUAUCAGGGGACCUUAUGUUCGAUAUUAUGAGGAGGAGUGCACCAGGCUGCCCAAUCCAGUGCUAUUUUUGAGGUCUACUUUUACUUAGACUUGUUUGUGGAUUCUAAUGAAGAACGAAUUACUACUUUACAAUGCCAGAUCAUUCAAAUAAAUUAAAAAUGACUUCCUUACAUGAUAGAAAAAUCCCCAGUUUCUCUCCGAGUUGCACUGCUCACAAGCGGUAUGCAGAGAUGACUGCCAGAACAGGCUCACACACAAGUUUUACAAUUGGGCAGGUGUGUCAUUUCUGCGGUUGCCGUAUUUGGCAUAAAGAUGCGUCAUUGCAGUAAUUUCUUUUUCAGACAAAAUAUCCCUGACAUUAUAUUGUUAGUCAUCCUAUAUGUACACAUAUUCGAUAAACAGUGCCUUCAAGAUAUGCAUUGAAGUAUUCAUUGAUACGAGAUUGUCUCUAACAGCAGUUUGUGUACAUGCUUUGAAGUGCGUGAAGGUUCUUGCAAGAUCACAAUGCCCUUGUAACAGGUUAGCAUUAUCUUAAUAAGCGCAUAGAUGCACCAGAUGUGGUUAAAGAAUAAGGUGCAUUUGUGCAUCUAAUAGACAUUUGAAAUCUUGGAAUUUAAUGAGCUUCCUGUACCAUAGAUGUAUGGGCAGCCUGUUUGAAUCUUUCCAAAAGAAUCAAAAGGGUAUUAAAUGUCACUAUACACUGAAUUAAUGGGAUUUCAUUCACGCUACAAACAUACACCCAUCUUAGCUGCAAGCUGCGCUUAGAAGUGACAAUGCGUAAAUUGAAAGACAACAUAUUGUUUGAAAACAUACUGAUGUGCGAUUGUCUUUGCAAAACAAGCAGCUGAAAAAAAGCUUGCUUAACAUGAUUUUAGAAUUUGAAUUUUUUUGAUUUUCAACAUAGUUACAGAAUGUACAAUACAUAGAAGGGAGUCCCAUCAUGAAUCACAAUAAACCCCUAAAAAAAUUUGUUUGCAUUUCUAUUGACCAUACAGUAGUUUUGCACUAUAUAUAAGUAUAUCUCUUGAUAAAGGCCAGACCCCAGCCGAAACAUCAGUAAAGUCCUGUUAUUUUUCCUACAUGCUUCUAUUCUUUAAGCUGUUCAUGUGCUGGAUCUUGUGAUUUUAUGCUAUAUAUAUUUAUAUAUAUACUUUUGCUGGAUGGCGCCUUUCUUUCUUGUGGCGUAGUGUCUUGUGAACUAAGGAGAAAAAAGGUAGGCUGUUGCAGCAUGAAUUGAAGUUGAACCUUUUUCUCAGCUGCACUUGUGGGAUCAGUCCUGUAUGAGGGGAUGCUGUAAAGUUCCUGGCUUUGCCAACUUGCAUGUAGAAUUAAAACAUAAACUUAGUAUCAUAUAAAAGCUUGAUAUCUUGUUAAGCAAUAGUGAAAAUAUGAGAUGUGUCCGAUUUUCAUGACUACUUUAAUUUCAGAUAGAACCUGAGAUGGCAGUGGCAGUAGCUAAUUUCACAUCCGUGGAGUUAUGGGGCAUCAUAAACUUUGUUUUUUUUUCUGAGAAAGUCUGCAAAGGACAUUCACACUGAGAUGUCAGAAAUAUGAGGGGAGAAAUGUCCUUCUUACAGCACUGUAAAAAACCUGGGUUUCUCAUCUCAAGACUGGGCAUUUUACCAUUGAAGACGAACCCCGCAGUGGGCACCCCCCAACCUCGACAUAACCGGCGACAAGCGAUAAUGUCCAUAAGCUGAUUCUUGAGGAUAGGUGGAUAUCCGCCAAAAAGAUAGCCUUGUUACUUGACACCUGCAGGGAGUGUGUUGGUUUCAUUACUACCAAUAUCCUACACAUGUGCAAGCUUUCAGCGAAGUGGGUGCCAAAAUCUUUGAACAGUGAACAGAAAGAGGCAAGAGUUGAGGCAUCCAGCUCUGUUUUGGCCCAUUUUGAUGAUACAAAGGAUUUUUUGGAUAGGUCAGUGACCGAGGAUGAAACCUGGCUCCCCAUUUAUGACCCAGGAACCAAGGAACAGCCAAAGGAAUAGCGUCACAGUGGGUCCUCGUGAAUGACAAAGUUCCGCACCCAGAAAUCGGUCAAAAAAGUCAUGCUGUCAAUUUUCUGGGACAAAGACGGUAUUCUUUUGGUGGACUACCUGCCUCGGGGCUUUAGUAUAACUAGAGGGUACUACGCCAGCCUCCUGGAGCAGUUGAAGGAGGCAGUAAAGACGAUCCACUGGAGAAAGUUGACCAAAAGGAACCUUUUUGUUGCACGGCAAUGCACCUUCACGCAUGUCCAAAGUUAUGCCUGCCAAACUGAAAACCCUGCAUUUCCAAUUGCUCCACCAUCCCCCUAUUCACGUGACUUGGUGCCUUCUUACUGUUUCCCAAUUUGAAGAAACUACUGAAGGGUCACCAUUUUGAUGACAUUGUUGAUUUCAAACAUGCUGCAGAGAGCGUGUUUGAUGACCUAUCACAAGGUUUUUUCUUAAAUGGGUUAGAAGAGCUGAAGCAACGAUAUAACAAGUGCAUCAGCCAGAGGGGGGGAAUAUGUUGAAUAUAUGUGUACUUUCGAAACUUUGACUCUAUUCUUUCUGUGCAAAGCCAGAAACUUUUCAGCACGCCCUUGUAAAUGCAGGAAACACUGCUGGCAAAUACCAAGCAAACUUGUUUUACCCACAUUUGAAUUGCCACAUUCUAUUGCAUUAAGCCAUGUGCCAUGCAUGCUUGUGUGUACAUACAUAUAUAGCUGGCCCUAAUGAGUGUUGUUAGUUUAGAAUAAAGGGACUGCACAUAUUUCCUCUAGACUUUGGCAGGCCAGAUUUUCGUGUUUCACUGAUAUUAAAUGAAUGCUCAAGACAACCUCCUUACUCAAGGCUGUGAAAGGGCAUUUGGUGCUAGUCGCAUUAAAAUAAACUCAUUUGAAGCUCUAA